Caenorhabditis briggsae is the source of this 2133-nucleotide messenger RNA. RefSeq names its product Protein CBR-LET-99 (gene Cbr-let-99). The coding region runs from base 1 to 2133 and encodes 710 amino acids. The transcript is spliced from 5 exons. The record is from RefSeq and is a predicted model, not a curated record. NCBI's taxonomy places the organism in Eukaryota, Metazoa, Nematoda, Chromadorea, Rhabditida, Rhabditidae. Gene Ontology annotation, biological process: intracellular signal transduction.
AUGUCAGAUGAUUAUUCCAUGGAUCAGUUUAAAGCGACACAGAUGUUCGACGAAAUCGUUUGGCACUUUCGUGCAAACCUGCCACUGAAAACAAAUAGGAGUAUGCUGACCAGUGUGGAAAACAGUUUCACUGGGAGAGAGGCGCUCGAUUUCUUGCUUGUAGAGGUGCCACAUAUUCUUCCUGGCAAGGUGACGACCGUCGAAAAAAUGGAAAAAUUGUUCAUGAUGAUGAUGGAUUGGAAGAUUGUCGCAGAAGCUUUCCCGAAGAAAAAUCAGAAGAGGCGCGAAUUCAGUGAUGCGCGAGUAUAUGUGUUCGCGAAGAGUUUGGAUGAAUUGCGGAAACCAAAAGUGCGGUCCCGUCGAUCUGCAUCGUUCAGUGGUGCCAGAAACAGUGUGAAACUGGUUCAAACAACUUCACCAUCCGCUACGGUAGUCAGAAGACCAAAAACGCGGCUAUCCAGAAGGUUAUCGAGAUCAAACGGUAACGUCGAUAGAGCUGGUGUCGAUAAUGAUCCGCGCGGAGUAGAAAAUCAUGGAUUCGACGAUCGCCGUGAAGAUGAAAAUCAGUACAAACAAACGAAGCGUACGAGAGCUCCGAAAGUUUUAAAUCGGUCAUUGGAAAGUAUCUGCCCGGACCACGACUCGGAUAAAGAAAACCAUACAGAAAAAAAGGAAAAAGUUUACGAUUGGUUGCCAUUUUUCAAAUCUCGACGGUACCACAAAUCACAUCAGCCUACUCGUCGGUCCGUUUCACUCGAUCGAAACCAUUGUAUGGUAAAAGCUCAAGAAGAUGAAGAGGAAGAAAAAGAGGAAGCUGUACGAAGCAAAAUGAAAAUCGCCACUCCUCCAAUUCGUGAAUCUGUGAAUGAACAAGUUUUUCUGCAUCCAAGAGGACCACUUUCUACUGCUCCAGCACGCUAUCAAAACCAUAGAACUAGUCUUGUGUGUCCCAAUCCAGCAUCUUUGUCUCGUGGAAGAAUGUACGAGUCAAUCAUGCGAAGAUCGUCGAUUGUACCACCAACAGAUCCUCCGCCACCUGUUCUGAAAGAUUGUAUUGUGUGGAAAACAGAGUUGCUUGAAAAGCUUGUAAAUCUGUAUGGACGUCCUCUUCCAGGCGAAUGGGCCUCUAAAGUUGACGGAUAUGAUAUUAGAUGGAAUACACAUGAAAUAGAUUCGAAUGAUGGAGUUGUCAAAUCGAGAUGCUCUGGACUCCAACCGGAUUAUCCAACAACUAUUGUCAACUUCAUGGAUUAUCUCGGACGUUAUCCCUUUUCAUCUGCGAAAAAGCUGGAUUUAGCUCCUGAACUCAACGUCAAUCGCAUGUUCGGAACACUUGUAAACCGCCUCGAAGAUCUAAACGCCCCACUUCAGCUCGACGACUGCUUAUUACUUGUGAGUUUCCUCAGCAAAAUGGAUGGCUUCGCAUCGAUGCUAGAAACCGGAGCAUCUCACCGAUGGUCAAAAGUGAUGAUGUCAUCUGCAUCGAGUAUAGAAGAAGCCGGACUCAUGGUGGAUGGGUUCUCUCGUGAUAUUCCAGCAUGCGGAAUCCGCGCUUCGAAGCAGAGAAGACGAGCGCUAUCGCCAUUCGACAAUAGAGUCAAUCUGGUGAUUCAAGAAGAGAAGUUGUACAAAAUCCGAGAGCAAUGGCUCAUUGAAGCAAUUCAACUUGUUCUUCUUUCACUCCCCACAUCUCGACGUCGUAAACUUCACAAAUUCGUCUGCUUUAUCAAAUCGAUUGAAACGAAUCAGCUUUUCGACCUUGCUGAUCCAUCAAACGGCUCUUCGAAUAACCGUGAAGCGGCAAUAAUUGGAUUAUGGACGGGUGUCUGUGGCGGUUGCCGAAAACAACAAGGAAUGCUUAUCACUGCGGUUCUACUGGCCAACUACCGAACACUUUUCGCAGUUCCUGAAGAAUUCGUUGAAUGUGUUCAGCGACUGGAGUACGCACAAAACGAUCAGAAUGAGGAUCCACAGUAUGCGAGAAUCAACAAAACGCGAAGAGUUCGGAAGCAACCUAUAAUGGAAGCGUCGCUUUCUUCUCCAGCAGCAUUCAAAAAAUAUUCGAAAGAUUCAAAAGAUAUCACAGUAGAAAAGUCAAAGAAAGGAUUGUUCACUCGACUUCUCCGGAAAUAA